Dreissena polymorpha is the source of this 1412-nucleotide messenger RNA. RefSeq lists its product as uncharacterized. The record is from RefSeq and is a predicted model, not a curated record. The coding region runs from base 30 to 623 and encodes 197 amino acids. The transcript has 2 exons. NCBI's taxonomy places the organism in Eukaryota, Metazoa, Mollusca, Bivalvia, Myida, Dreissenidae.
UCUGCCCGCUACCAGAUAUACCGUUAGAUAUGUGCGCGAUUGGAGAUACCGAGAAUGCAGUGGUCACUAACGGGCAAGUCCAUUUCUACUUUCUCCAAGAUGGAAGCCUGAGGUCAGGAAAGUUGAUCAAGGUUCACAAACAGUCAUCUGGUAUGGCAUAUUUCGCCGGCAAUCUAUAUGUGGCAACAAUGCCGAACCUUGUCAAGUACUCUAUUGAUGGGAAACAGGACAAGCUGUUAUAUAAAGACACGGAAGCCGGUGGACAAGUAACAAUUUCCCGAUGUGCAAUCAGCCGUGAAGGUCAAUUCAUCUACGUGACUGGACUCGACUGUCCAGGAUUGCUUGUACUUGACAUCUUUGGAAACAAACUCACAUUCGUUAAACACCUUGACAUGGUAUCCCCGCGUGGAUUGCACGUUGCUCCAGGUGGUCAGGUGUUUUUAUGCGGGACAGGUUCCAGCAUUGUCCUGCAACUCGACAGGGAACAUAAUAAAUUGGUAAAAGUGGCAGAUGGAAACGAUGGCCUUUGGUCGCCUCAGUGUGUAGUGCUGUUAAAUGGGAAAUCGCUAAUGAUUAUUGGACAAGAAGCAACAAAUAGCAUCUUAGUCUUACGUGUUUCCUGAAGUCAACACUUAGAUAACUAGGUGGCUAUGGAACAUUUGUUGAAACCGAUUGAUGCAUCAUUACAAAUUAAUAUUGAAGUUUUUUAUUCUUUAUUACACGAUAUUAAAUUUAGUAAAUUUCCCUUUCCAUUUUAAAGAGACUGCUUGUGUCACCUGCAUAGGAAUACCAUUAUAAUUCUUGCAAACAAAUCGAUGGAGAGUUUUCUAAUGCCUCUACAUUUAACCAAAAUGACCAGCCAUAAUACUAUUUUUUGACGCGUUUCGUAGUAUAGCGUGAAAUGUUUUUUCUUUCGCGAUAUAACAAGUUUACAGUAGAAAUGUUAGCGAUUUCGUUUUGUGCGUUUUCUGCACGAGGAUAUUGUGGAAAAGAUUUAGGUUGUGUAUAGUCAUUCUACCAGACGCUCUCACUUCGUAAUAAUCGAUUUUGAUAUUAAUAAUUAUUGUGUAUAUAUGUUUUUAACAAACAAUAAAUGUAUGUUAUUGUUUAAACAUGCACAAAAUGUACGUUACGGACGAGAUAAAUGCUUUAAUAAAUUAGGCCCAACGUUCAGUUUGUGAUCUGACACCUGAAAAUCCACACGAGUUUAUAGCGUUCACCGUCACUGAUUUUUCUUGGUCGGUCAUUUCACAUUAAGAAUUGUGUAUCCACGUUUUCAAUAAAUUGUAUGUAUAUUGCUUACGAUUAUAACAUUGGUGUAUUCUCGCAUAUUUGUCGUGGCUGCACUACGCAAAAAUAAAGCAAUCGUCUGGCAUUGCAAAGGCAUGAUUGUUGAUUUGUAUACUUAAUGG